AGUUCUAGUGCAUAUCGAAAUAUGUUGGUUUUUUCUAGUGUUGUGCAAACAUUUAAGAAGAAAUCGUGAAAAGCUUUCGGGUAUUAACGUUCACUUAGAACUUUUUGUAAAAACAUGCUAGAAAUACCAAUGUCAAGAUUUAUCAACAAAUACAAAAUUUGUUAAAUUUCAAUCAUUGACGCGUCAACGGUGAAGAGUAGUAAACAAGGGUGUUAAUGCGAAAGUCGCAUAAAUUCAAGCGCUAAAUUCAAUCGUUCGACGUGAGUUAUGCUUAAACUUAGUUAAAAUACACCAAUGGACAGUACAGAGAAGCCAUUUCCUUGUAAAAUUGAUGGCUGUGAGCUGAGUUUCGCUACGGAGGACCAUUUGAUUGUGCACCGAAAGAAGCAUGAUAUGUUGUUGAAUCUGGAAAUACCCAACAAAUCCAAUCUGUUUACCGAUCAAACACCUACCCCAACCCGUCUGAUUGGAAAGUGCGAAGAGGUGGGAUUGUUUGAGGAUCUGCAAAAUGUUAAUCCAUUUGAGGAAACAUUCAGGAGAGCCGUGGAAGAGAAAAGUGCUAAAGUUGAGGGUGGUUCCAAGGAAAAAUUGCCGAUUGCAGUUCCUUCAGACGAUACUUUGCAUACGCCACAUAUAUUUCCGCUUCUUGAACGUCGUGAAAGCAUGAAACUUUCGAAGCUUGUCAUCUCAAGAACCAACUCCAGGAGGGAUGAACCUUCCACGGUGACUGAAGAUGUUCGAACUGCUCAGUCUGCACAAGCCAAUCUCGUGCACUCGACUUCUACUAAGAGACAGAUGCAAUAUGAAAACUUUGUAGCUAAAAAAACAAAAUCACUUGUUAAAAUACUACCCAAGACAACACACCCUGUACCGGUUCAGACUUCUGUGAUAAUCAUCCCAUCCAAUACCAGAACAGGUACUGUUCCAGUAAUAAAAACAAGCAAUACGUUAAAUCCUGUUAAAGCCAAGUUGAAAGAGCAUUUGAUUAAAAACCUUACGGAAGCUCCAGUCAUUUCGGAACCGAAGGUUGCUCAAGUGAAUGUUCAACCAAUCAGCCGAAACAUCACAGCUAGUGAAGAGAAAUCUAAGUUUGCAAAAGAUGUCAAAAGUGAUAAAUUUCAAAAACACGAACGAUGGAAAGCUGCUGCCAAGCGAUAUCGGGUUCGUGUGAAACAAAAUCAGGACAUACUUCAUCGAAAAAACAUUGAGCUGGCGGAAGAGAAUCAUCGUCUGAAGACUGAGGUAUCUCGCCUGAGAAAUGUACUGUCCUUACACAGAGAUUGCUCUGUCACCAAAGCGUUAACAGCUGAUGUAAAUUUGUGCACGGCCGGUUCGUCCAAAAUCAGCACAUCUUCGGUGAUAAGCAUUCCACUGCAGCAGAUAAGAGCUUCCCAUGUCAUUGAAAAUCCUGCGGGGGAUCAAAAAUCAGUAUUUAUUGUUUUAGACAGAUCUGGAACAGUACCGACGAGUUUACGUACUAUAAAACAUGAAUAGCUCUGGAUCAGCAAAUUAAAAAGUUAAACGUCGCGAAUUUUUUUUUCAAAUGUAAGGAAACCAUCGUUUCUUAAUCAUCGGCACAUGUUAGUAGUCUAGUCUAGUUAACGAAUACAUACUAAGUACAGUUGUGAUUCGCUGGUUAGUCAAUUUUUAACUGAACCGCUUGUUAGAAGUUGGACCUCCGCUAGUUGGACCAUUGCCACCAUUGGCAUGGGAAUGCCAAAAUCUCAUGUUAUAUUAGCUCUGUUAAUAGUUAAAGAUGUGAAUAGGUACAUUUGCACAACCAACGUCUCGAUUAGAAUGCUGUGACAUUAGUCAGUCGCACCAACCUGGGACCAGUGUGAGCCAGAAUGAGAAAGCAUGUCAGUAAUACGUGAACCAGAAUGAGAGCAUAUGUGAGCAGAAUGGGAAACGAAAAAUGAAAAAGAAAACAUCUAUCCGCAUGUGCCGUCCUAGGGUCCAACUGGCGAAUCAAACUCGUUGGACAGAGGGUGUGGCCCAACCAGCAAAUCACGACUGUAUAGUAAUAUAGUAUCGCCAAAAUAAGCAGACAUGCUUAUUUUAGCGACACUAUAUUACUAAAUCAAAAAGGAUAGGAAUACAUAUUUGCAAUAAAAUUUUCCAUACAAA
Topomyia yanbarensis is the source of this 2127-nucleotide messenger RNA. RefSeq names its product cyclic AMP-dependent transcription factor ATF-2 (gene Atf-2). The transcript has 2 exons. Gene Ontology annotation, biological process: regulation of transcription by RNA polymerase II. The record is from RefSeq and is a predicted model, not a curated record. Bases 295 to 1494 code for a protein of 399 amino acids. Gene Ontology annotation, molecular function: cAMP response element binding; DNA-binding transcription factor activity, RNA polymerase II-specific. NCBI's taxonomy places the organism in Eukaryota, Metazoa, Arthropoda, Insecta, Diptera, Culicidae.